CGGGGGCGGGGGCGCCGCCGAGCGCGGGGGGCGAUGGCGAAGCUCCGGGUGGCGUACGAGUACACGGAAGCCGAGGACAAGAGCAUCCGGCUCGGCUUGUUCCUCAUCAUCUCGGGCGUCGUGUCGCUCUUCAUCUUCGGCUUCUGCUGGCUCAGCCCCGCGCUGCAGGAUCUGCAAGCCACGGCGGCCAACUGCACGGUGCUGUCGGUGCAGCAGAUCGGCGAGGUGUUCGAGUGCACCUUCACCUGUGGCGCCGACUGCAGGGGCACCGCGCAGUACCCCUGCGUGCAGGUCUACGUGAACAACUCGGAGUCCAACUCCCGCGCGCUGCUGCACAGCGACGAGCACCAGCUUCUCACCAACCCCAAGUGUUCCUAUAUUCCUCCCUGCAAGAGAGAAAAUCAGAAGAACUUGGAAAACGUCAUGAAUUGGCAACAGUACUGGAAAGAUGAGAUUGGCUCCCAGCCAUUUACUUGCUAUUUCAAUCAGUAUCAAAGACCGGAUGACGUGCUCCUGCACCGCACUCACGAUGAAAUUGUCCUCCUGCACUGCUUCCUCUGGCCCCUGGUGACCUUUGUGGUGGGUGUUCUCAUUGUGGUCCUGACCAUCUGUGCCAAGAGCCUGGCGGUGAAAGCAGAAGCCAUGAAGAAGCGCAAGUUCUCCUAAAGGCGAGCAGGCUUGUGGGAAGCAAAGCACAGAAGCUGCCCGUGUAGGUGCCCGCGCACCCGCAGAGCCCGCGUUUCCCGGCGCAGGAGAUGGAACGGGCCACGGCAGGUCUCUGAGAGGCUCCUCCCUCAGUGGCAGCAGAAACAGGCACAACUGGAAGACUUAGAACCUCAUAGCUUAUAUUCCAUGUGUCCUAGUGAGGGUUAAGGGUCAAGCCCUUAGCUAUAUGGAGUAACUGUUGCAAAAAACCCAAUAAGAAGUUGAUUUUCUUUGGAAAGUAACAGUAUAUUACUUGUAUAGUGUAGUAUACAAACCAUUAUGACUUAUGCUACUUAAAAAUAUUAAAAGAGAGUGGUCUGUGUUCUUU
This is a messenger RNA of Chinchilla lanigera (long-tailed chinchilla), 1033 nucleotides long. RefSeq names its product potassium channel subfamily M regulatory beta subunit 4 (gene Kcnmb4). NCBI's taxonomy places the organism in Eukaryota, Metazoa, Chordata, Mammalia, Rodentia, Chinchillidae. Gene Ontology annotation, molecular function: calcium-activated potassium channel activity; potassium channel regulator activity. Gene Ontology annotation, biological process: potassium ion transport; detection of calcium ion. Gene Ontology annotation, cellular component: membrane; voltage-gated potassium channel complex. The record is from RefSeq and is a predicted model, not a curated record.